AAAAUUUUCACAUGAAAACAUGAUUUAGAUGAGAGAAAAAGUAUUAAAAAAAGUAUAAAAGAGAGAUUCGUGAGGAAAUUUUUUUUAAAUCUAAUGAGAGUGCUGUUAGCACGUGUAGUAGAAGGCAAAUUAAAUUGGGGAAAGUCGAAUAACAAAGGGGAAAGGGGGAAAUGAGCAUUCUGCAAUUGCGCGACUGAAGAUACGGAUCACUAUGGAUAAAGCAAAACAGCUACUAGAGUUACGCGAUAACGAGUCUGAGAUCGUUUCGCAACUCGCUGUUAACCCACACGAGUUUCAAGUAGGACCGAGUUUCUACGAGGAUUUUGCCCUCAGAGGCAUCCGAGUUGACCGAGUCGAACCUGGGAUGAUUUUCUGCUCAUUCAAAGUCCCUCCUCGUCUUAUUGAUAGAGCUGGAAAACUAGCUACUGGUGCAAUCGCCAAUCUCAUAGACAUAGUUGGUAAUGCAUUGAUUUAUGGAGUUGGCCGACCAAUGAACGUGUCUGUCACCAUGUCUAUCUCCUAUCUGUCAACUGCUGAGCUUGAUGAUGAGUUAGAGGUUACAUCAAGACUGUUAGGCAAAAUUGGAGCUGUGUCUGGAACAUCCGUGGUUAUAAUGAAGAAGGCUUCUGGAGAAAUUGUUGCUGAAGGACGGCAUUCAUUGUUUAGCAAACUCCAGAGUAAAAUCUAAUACUAUUUGAUAAUUUUUUUUCGAAAUUACAGAGUAGGCUAAGAAAAGGGAGGGACUAGUAGAGAAUUGAGCUUAGGUUUGUUGCCUGAGAAAGUAACACUUGUUUGAACUGAGACAAGACUCGAUUCUCACAUUUGCGAUAAUAUUCUUUAACACUAUUGUAUUUUACAAUGAGCUCACAAUGUCAAUUAUCUGUGUAUUAGGUUCUACCAUUAAUCAAAAGCGAGCAAUAAAAGUAAUUCUUAGCUUUGCAAGUA
Molecule: messenger RNA, 945 nt
Organism: Amaranthus tricolor (Joseph's coat)
Lineage: Eukaryota; Viridiplantae; Streptophyta; Magnoliopsida; Caryophyllales; Amaranthaceae
Exons: 3
Coding region: 212-688 (158 amino acids)
Molecular function (GO): fatty acyl-CoA hydrolase activity
Source: RefSeq, a predicted model, not a curated record